CCAAUGCUCAAACAAAAGUUUCCAGCUUUCCUGGUGAAAGCAUAGCUGUCACCAGCUUUAGGCUCUUCCUAGUAAUUGCUCACGCGUACUCCCUUACUCUCUCCAUACCUUAUUGCCUUUAAUAUAUCAUUUCUUUCUAUAUAUAUACCUCUCUCCUUAAACCCUCUUCCACUCACUCACUCAUUCACUCACUAAAUUCUCUAUAUUCUUCUCUCUAUUUCAAAAUGGGGUUUUCAUUUUCAAAUGGGCUUUCAACAAUUGUUCUUCUACUUGCUUUUUUAGUCUCUAUAGUCUCUGCAAACUUUCACCAAGAUUUUGACAUAACUUGGGGUGAUAAUAGGGCUAAAGUGUUCAAACAAGGCCAACUUCUUUCUCUUUCUCUUGAUAGAGUUUCUGGCUCUGGUUUUGUCUCCAAAAAAGAAUACAUGUUUGGUAGAAUUGAUAUGCAGCUCAAGCUUGUAGCUGGAAAUUCUGCUGGAACUGUCACUGCCUAUUAUCUUUCUUCACAAGGGCCUACUCAUGAUGAAAUAGAUUUUGAAUUUUUGGGAAAUGUUACUGGUGAACCAUACAUAUUACACACCAAUGUGUUCACUCAAGGCAAAGGAAACAGAGAACAACAAUUCUAUCUAUGGUUUGACCCCACAAGAAACUUCCACACUUACUCUGUUAUCUGGAAACCCCAACACAUUAUUUUCUUGGUUGACAAUACUCCCAUAAGGGUAUUCAAAAAUGCUGAAAAAGUUGGUGUACCAUUCCCUAAGACACAACCAAUGAAAAUUUACUCAAGUCUUUGGAAUGCUGAUGAUUGGGCCACAAGAGGUGGAUUGAUCAAAACUGAUUGGUCAAAGGCACCCUUUACAGCUUACUACAGAAAUUUCAGUUUCAAGGACUUGAAAUCAUCUUCAAACUCAUUGUCUUCUUCUGAUAAUUCAGUUUGGCAAACCAAUGGACUUGAUGGCCCUGCAAGGAGAAGACUCAGAUGGGUUCAAAAGUAUUUCAUGAUUUACAAUUAUUGUUCUGAUCUAAAACGUUUCCCACAAGGUGUUCCUCUUGAGUGUAGACAAUCAAGGUUUUAGGAAAGGUUUUCACUUUGUAAUUGGUUGUGUUAUGAAGGGUUGUUGAUGAUGAUGAUGAUGAUGAUGAUGAGGUUGUUGUAUUAUAUAGAUUAUGUAUUAGUUUUCUUUUUUUUUUUGGUGGAAAUUCAUUUGUUUCUUUCUUGUUGUUAUGUAUAAAAGAAUGGGUUUUUUUUUUCUUUUAGCUUUGUUAUGAUGAUGCCUUAUCUCUUUGAUCAAUAAAUGAAUAUUUUUCUUCUUUUUAUGUCUA
Cannabis sativa is the source of this 1323-nucleotide messenger RNA. Its product is annotated as xyloglucan endotransglucosylase/hydrolase 2. Lineage: Eukaryota; Viridiplantae; Streptophyta; Magnoliopsida; Rosales; Cannabaceae. Gene Ontology annotation, biological process: cell wall biogenesis; xyloglucan metabolic process. The transcript has 3 exons. Gene Ontology annotation, molecular function: hydrolase activity, hydrolyzing O-glycosyl compounds; xyloglucan:xyloglucosyl transferase activity. Gene Ontology annotation, cellular component: apoplast; cell wall. Bases 225 to 1076 code for a protein of 283 amino acids. The record is from RefSeq and is a predicted model, not a curated record.